Messenger RNA from Hyaena hyaena (striped hyena), 3469 nucleotides. RefSeq names its product NKAP domain containing 1 (gene NKAPD1). The transcript has 6 exons. The coding region runs from base 667 to 1548 and encodes 293 amino acids. The record is from RefSeq and is a predicted model, not a curated record. Lineage: Eukaryota; Metazoa; Chordata; Mammalia; Carnivora; Hyaenidae.
AACGACUUCCGGCCCGAAAGGGAAGUCCGCUCCCUUGUCUCCCAGAUCUCCCCCUCCCCCCUCCCCAAUUCCCCGCCACGCGAAGCUGCGGCGCACGGUAUGGGUGUGUUUGUGUGUGUUCGUAUGGGGAGGGCGUUUGGAGGGAAGGUUACCGGGAGCUCCGUGGCCGCUGGGGGACAGGGAUCCCGGUGACAGAGAUGGGGGCAUUUUCUCUGUCUUCCCCUUGGAAGCUUCACCCCCCCCUUCGGGCACUCUAGGUAUUUCUUGGGGCCCAGUCGAGGAUUGUACCCGUCCAGAGCGUCCCCGUCCUUUCGGGAGAGCGAAGCCCAACCCCCGGGUCCGUCCCCGAGGAGCGCGAGCGGGGAAUGCCCCGUCGAGCCGGCCGUCCGGAUCCCGCGGGGCGGCGCAGCCUCCGGCCUCAGUCGGGAAAGAGACCCCCCCUGUCGGGCUGGGCUGGGGGCAAGGCAGCGGUGGCCUGGGCCGCGGCUGAGGGCAGAAUAACCGGUGGGAAGGCUACGUUUUCACGAAGGACUCGGGUGAAGCUGCAGAGCUGCCUUUGAGCCCUGACUCCUUGGCUUCCUGAGUCGGAGGAGAUCUUGUAAUGGAGUGGUUCUUCGUCUCACACUAGCAAGAUGCCUGAUUUCCUCAGGAUCGAGGGAUUGAAGAAUGUCCCGGGUUCCAUUGGGGAAAGUCCUCCUAAGGAAUGUCAUCCGGCACACAGAUGCUCACAAUAAGAUUCAGGAGGAAUCAGAUAUGUGGAAAAUCAGAGAACUGGAGAAACAGAUGGAAGAUGCUUACCGGGGAACCAAAAGGAAAAUGUUACCCGGUAGUUCAAGCCGGAUGCGUAGUGAUGGUUUUGAUGAAGAGAGUCAGAGAGACUAUUGGAGGCCAAAGAAUGAAAUUUCUGGGGCACUAGAAGAUGAUUUUCUUAAGGCUAAAUCCUGGAAUAAGAAGUUAUAUGAUUAUGAAGCUAACAUGCCAGACAGAUGGGGUCACAGUGGUUACAAAGAGUUAUACCCUGAAGAAUUUGAAACAGACAGUAGUGACCAGCAAGAUAUUACCAAUGGAAAAAAAACAUCUCCCCAAGUAAAAUCAUCCACCCACGAGUCUCACAAACACAAGAAGUCAAAGAAAUCCCACAAAAAAAAGCAGAAAAAAAAGUCACACAAAAAACAGAAGAAAAGCAAAAAGGAAGCCACAGACGUAACAGCAGAUUCCUCAAGCGAGUUCUCAGAAGAAACUGGGGCUUCUAGUACCAGAAAAAGGAAACAGCCACAUAAGUGCAAGAAAAAAUCCAGGAAAAAGUCUCUCAAGAAACCUGCUUUAUUCUUAGAUGCAGAAAGUGACACUUCCCAGUCUGAUGAUUCCGCAUCCAGCAGUUCUGAGGAAGGUGAGGAAAGAGACACUAAGAAAACCAAAAGGAAAAAGAAAGAGAAAAAAGUCCAUAUCCCUAUAGUUAACAAUGAAAUACAGCAGAGGACAAACAAACGCACAAAUUGGAAAGUGGCUACAGAUGAAAGGUCUGCAGACAGUUCAGAGGAUGACUAAAUGAGAAACAUUCUUCAUUUGCCCAGCUGACUCCUGGUUACUUGCAGCUCUGUUGCCUUCGGGUUUUGCCAGUGACUCUACUGCCCAGUACAGGGGCCCUGAGGUCAGAGGUGUCCUGUGCCAUCUAUAUAUGUUCUGACAGACUUGUCUUGUUUUGGCCUGUUAAACUUGAUCCUCCUGUUGUUAAUAGGGAGUCUGGUAUUUUGUUAUGAAGUAUUCUCGAAGAGAUUAUUUUUUGCAAUUAAUCACACUUAGGGUAGAGUGCAUAUACAGCAAAUUAAAGGACCCAGAAAGCUGAACCCACUAAUGACCUGGGUACACCAAUUGGAAUGUUGAAUCUGAGGAAAGCAAGGGCUGGGAUCGAGAGGUGGGUUGGAACUGGUACUGUGUCGAAUGUUGUAAGGGAACAUCGUGUUGCUGUUUAAUAGCUGGUGCCAGGACUUAACUUUUUGUGUCUUCAGCCUUGGUGCUUUGAUCUUUCUGUGUUUGGCCCCUUAGAUAUGUCCAGUUUAUUUAAUGAGAAAAAGAGUAUAAGAACAAGAUACUUUUCCUUCAUGAUAACAUCCAUAGACCGCUGUUAUUAUGAGACUAGGGUUUUUUGUUUUUUUGGUCAAAUUCCCCUGCUGGACAGGGUCUGUGGAUACAUUCAGUAUACCCCUAAACAUGGUGAUUAGAUAGUAAAUGGUUUUCUACUUCCAUUGCUGUAUAUUGCCUAAAUGGACUGGUGUUCAAAAUUCUUUCUUUGGUUGUCCUAAGUCCUCAACCAAAUGGGAUAAAGUUAGGAAUUGGUCAUGCCGUCUAAUGGUGCUCUGAACAGGAUUCAGGGUCACAACUGCCAUUUAAAUGUUAUCUUCCUUGUUCAUUUCUAAAUUUAUUAAUGAACUUUAGAUUUUCCCUGAAACUAAGUUGAAUCAGUUCCAAAAUGAAACAGGUUUCUCAGGGAUGCACCCACUUCUUCCCAGUCAGCCUUCUGGUUAAAGCACCAAGCAGAGAUCAUAUUAUUUCCCUUUGCUCUAUACUGUGAUCCCUACUGUUGAUUCUUAAGAAACCAAAAUAUCACUGAAAAAAAGGCUGUUAGAACAAAGGUGAAUUUUUUCAUUAUGACAGAAUGUCAAGUGACAUUGGUUUCCUGGUUGUCACUUCAUGGGCUGAGUAGAAAACUUGAAAACCCAGACUUUUGGUCUUGGUUCUGCCACUAACUAGUUAUGAAGUCUGAACAGGUAAGUUAACGUCCCCGGCCUCACUUUCCCCACGUAGAACACAGAAAUACUUCAUGGUAGCAUGACAGUGUAAGACACCAGCAAUAGAAUAGACCUAGAACAACAUUCCGUGAGGUGGUAAUACUUUGUAGUUCUAACUACUAAAUUUGUUCUCUUUCCAGAACAGAUUUCUAAUAAAAUGCUUAGUUAUAAAAUACAUGGUUGGCUAGAGGUUCCCAUCCCUUGAUUAUAAGCAGGUGCUACCUUUGAGGAUAUUUACUUGAAAAUAUUAAUACUUUGGUACUCAAUUGUCAAUGUUCCAUGGCGUAUAUUUUUACCUUUGGGAUUAGUAGGGGCCCAAGGGUUGGGGGCGGGGGGCAGUCUGUAAUUACUACCUCUUAACCUAAAGCAAUUGUUUUGUUCUUGGAGUAAGUGAAAUCUUUGUUGGAAGGAGUCUUCAGCACGUAUUUUUUAAGCAUUCUCUCUGUGCUGUAAAAGUUCUGAUUUUAGCAGACUCAGGAAGAUGGGCCAGUGUGAACAAGGCGUCUCCAGGAAGUUGGUUCUGCUCUGGUCUUGACCCUCCCCUUCUCCCAUACUAGCAGGCCUAUUCCUUUCCCAAGAAUACACAUCUUGCCUGUUUUUGGUUUGUUUGUUUGUUUGUUUUUGCCAUGUUUACCUUUUCUUGGUCAUGUAUAAGCAAUAAAGCUGUUUUCUGUUCUUCA